AUGUAUCAGUUGUUUUUCACAGUAUUUUGGAAUAUUCUUAGCUGCAAUGCGCACAACAACGACAACAUUGUACUGUCCGUCAGUAUUCCAGAAGAACACCCUGUUGGAAAGGUGAUUCUUGGACUUCCUGAAGCCAUUGCCAAAUAUGAUCAUGCACCUUUUGGAUCAUACGCUUCUACAAACACACAGAUUCACUUACUUCCAACGCAUGACUGGUCAUUAUUUCGGCUAACUGCUGACGGUAUGUUGAUCAACAGCAAACGACUAGAUCGAGAGCAACUGUGCCCUUCGGUAAGAGAUCGAAAGACUGGUACUUUCUCCAAGACUGAUGAACUUCACCCGCAUAAUUCGGAAUCUGAUUCAAGUUGUACUUUGUCCGUUCGAGCAAUUGUGUAUGAGAACAUCUCGGUUGCCAAUCAGAUUGAGACAACACAGGUAAAAUGGAAACGCCGACUACGACCAUUAUUGAUUCGAGUGACUCUGCUGGACGUAAACGAUAACCGCCCGGUUUGUAGCCUUGAUUUCCCCCUGACGACGGUGGCUGACUUGCGUGGGAAAAGACAAACCGAUGGGAGCACUAUUGAGCUGGCAGAAAAUACUGCUCCCGGCACAGUGGUUGCGAAAUGGACCCUGACCGAUCCAGAUACCCAGGAGAACGGAAUUACUGAGGCACGUAUCUUCGGGUACCGAGAUGGAUACCCGGGUAUUGUUGCCAGUGAACUUCCCUUCCAGCUGCAGUUUGACGAAGCGAUAGGUCCCUGGAAUCGCAUUGGUUUAAAACUAAUAUUGACUCAAAGAAUGGACUUUUCUACCAUUAGACGAUCAGAUAUUUCUCAAGGUAUGAAAGAAGAAAUAGAAUCAUACGACUUGAGAAUUGUGAUCUUGGAUUCAUCGAGCGGACAGUCAGGAAGUCGGAGUGAUGUGAUGCUUUCUGCUUCCUACAGUUCGAUCUGUAGCAUCAAAAUUCGAAUUAUUGAUGUAAAUGACCACAGUCCCACAUGGGCAAGCCCACCAUCGUUUGCAAAGAACGAGGUUGUGGAAAUAAACCUCAUCGAUGGGAAGGUAUAUAAGAAUCGAGAAAUUUUGCGUCUUAAAGCGCGAGAUGAUGAUCUGGGAUCGAACGCGCGUAUUUCCUAUCAUUUUGUGUCAGAAUUGAAAAACUCCAGUUCUGUUUUAUCCGACUUAACAUCGGUUGAAGCAGAAUCUCAUGAGGAAUCUACUCUGAUUCAGCGUUUGUUUUAUUUGGAUCAACUUACUGGGUCUUUACAACUGCGCAGCGCGUCGGUCGAUUUUGACCAGCUCAAGGAGUGGAUGUCAAACAUAAGGACGGAUGAUGCUACACGGGGAAAGUUACCUAUGCGAAUGAAAGUUUUUGCGGCCGACAAUCCUAUCAACCGAAGUGAACAACGUCUCUCACCCCUAGGCAAUAUAAUAGUGUGGUUCACUGACGUAAAUGAUAAUCCGCCCGAUAUCAAAUUGAUCGCAUUGCACCGACCUACUCAUCAUCAAACCACUGAAGUACAAGUUUCUAAGCAUCGGGAUGUUAUUUCUGUGAGCGAAAACUUACCCAGUAGAGAGCCAAUCGCAUUCGUUUCAGCUACUGAUCCGGAUAGCAUUUCAGGAAGCCAGGUGACCUGUGAACUUUAUGCUGACCACGCACAAGAUUCACAUGCCAGCAUUCCACUGUCCCGGGUUUUUCAGCUAGUGCAGUUCACCCCAGAUGGUGAUCAGUCGGCUCUUCCUGAGCGUCUCUCAUCCCGAAUGGAACAAGUCGUUAGUAAUUACAAGUUAAUCACGCUCGUUCCCCUAGAUCGAGAAGUUCAGUCCAGUUAUCGAGUAAAUAUUACUUGUGUUGACGGUGCAGCACUUUCGCCCGAUCUGGCGGCUGACUUGCAGUCCUCGCAAACAACCAAACUGACGUCCUUCCGGCUGGUAGACGUAAUCGUCACUGAUCUGAAUGACAACGCUCCACAAAUCACUGGUACCAAAGAUGUUCUGAGAGGAUUGUCGGGCCAACAGACGGAGAAAGGUGGUGACACUUUACACUGUAGUGUGAAGGAGCACUCUCCUGGUGGAACCAAAAUAUGUCAGUUGUUUGCGAAGGAUGCUGACUCAGAUGCCCUAAAUAGUAUGGAAUGGUGGAUGGAAAAAUCCACUCAGCAUUUUGUGAACAUUGAGCGCGGAAGUGGCUGGCUCACGGUAGAAAGUGAUGGGGUUCGGUUUUUAGAAUCUCAGGGCGCUGGACGGCUAGAUCUGGAUCGGGAAGCGAUUCAACGGUUUUCUGUGGUAGUUUUUGUCCGAGACAGUGGAUAUGAUGCAGAGCAUAAAAUAGUCCGUCUGACUGCGAGUGCAACGGUGAACAUCAAUGUGCUUGAUAUCAAUGAUAACGCUCCAAAGAUAUCGGAAUAUAACUAUUUCCACAUUUCCGAAUCUGCAGCCGCCGGAACCCUCAUUGGAACGCUUUCAGCCAUGGAUGAAGAUCAACCGGACACACCUAACUCUGCACUUAGUUACCACGUUGCCUCAUUAAAGGUGCAGCAAGAAGUAUUUUUUCGAGAGAAAUAUGCGGAGGAUUUCGAAAUUCUAUUUGUAUCGGAUACAGGAGCGAAUCGAACAACAAACAAGCUGCGGGAUAUUACACUCAACCAGCAUACUGGUGAACUGCAUGUUGCCUUGCGUGGGCUGGACAGGGAGCGGAAAGCCUCGUAUAAAUUCGUGGUAACAGUGACCGAUGGCGAGCCCGUGGGUGAUAAACCAGGUUUGCCGAUCGCUGAACGCAAUCAUGUGCACACAAUAGUCCACAUUAUGGUGGAUGACGAGAAUGACAAUGCACCGCGAAUAAUUUAUCCAGAGAAACGUCUGGCCACAUUUACACUGACGUGUUCAAAUCUACGAAGCUUGCCGUAUACAAUUGCUCAAAUAUCAGUCAACGAUUCCGACACCGGAAUAAAUGCUGAGGUACUCUUCCUGCUCAGUCCCUUCCGGAUUUCUACAUCGGACUCUGUUUCGGCAGUAAAUAUCAACACUGGUCACUCUAAUGCACCGAUGUUAUCCUCAAAUGAAUUCUCAAGUUCGGUUCCCUUGAACCAUACUCCCGCGCUCUUGAACAGCUCAAAUUCAGAAGAAAUGGAAAUCGCCUUCCGAAAUUCGGACCGUGAACCGGAUGAACUGCGUUCCGUUACUCUACUGCCAUUUCAGAUAGAUCCCCAGAGUGGUUUGCUAACAAUCAUUAGUGCGCCGGAGGAUAGCGUCUGCGCCCAACCUCCUGACAUCCUGAACAAAAAGGACCCUCACACAACUGUGACUGAAUAUCGUCUCAAGGUUAUUGUUAGCGAUCGAGGACUUCCUCCUUUGUCGACCACGGCUCUGCUCGUCAUACGAGUUAUUCCGCUAAAUGCUGCAAGUCCAGUUGCCGAUGAAACUUUCGCUGAUUCCCCCAAUAUGGGUAGCAUCCAGCAUACGGUUAACAAAGAAGGAUACAUCAAUGAUAUGCAAAAUUACCACCUUGGUCUUCUGCAGGCCCAAAAAGACGGAGAAACUAACUCAGAAUUGGAUGCACGUUACUGGAGUGUACUCAACUCACCCGAGGUAUUCUGGGCAGCAAUCAUCUGCUUGACAAUCGCAACAGGAGUGCUUGUGUUCUUAAUUAUCCUUGUCACGAUUGUGAGUUGUGGCAAAAAGCGCAAAGCACUCGUCGAUUCGACUGAACCGCAAGAAAAUGAGUGGGCGGAUCAUAGCUUGCCGGUUAAUGUGGAGGAAAGAGAAUUCAUGCAACGGAGCAACCUGGUCAAGCCAUCACUUGAAUUAGAAUUGAAUACUGCUCGCUUUUCACCAGGUUCACCAGCCAAACGAUUCCAGUUAAACAGUGCUUCUCCAGUAGUGUACAAGUUACCGAAUUGGCAAACGAGCCCGUACCCAGUCACCUGCAAUCCAAUAGCGCAUUCCCACACGGGUGUGCGUUACGAUCCCUAUUCUCCACUACUCACAAUGUCAUCGUCUACAACUUCAGAUGAUCAUGCAAAGCGUAUGCCGAGGGUUGUAGAUCACGUUUGUCAAAGACAGCUUGGACUUAUGGAAGUUAUUGGGACGAAUCAGAGUGAUCAAUGCAAUGGAUAUCAGAAACUUUCUCCCGCUUGGCGUCAGGAUCCACUGGACAGCAGGUGCACUACAAUUGAGCAAGAUUUGUUCAAAGUAGAACGGGCUGGGUCGGCCGAUUGCGCCGGGGUGCAUGCAAAUCUCAACAAUCUAAUGCAAUCUUCCUUCUACAGUGUCGAAAACCUAAACAAACUGAGUGACAUGAACCAGUCAAGACCUGAGACCUACAACGGUUCAGAAAGCAAAACCCGUAGAGAAGAACAGCCGCAGGGUGAGCAAUUGGCAAGGAGUAACACGUCAAAUGUUUUCAAGCAAAAGCCAACAUUAAAAUCUAGCCCGUGUUCCCCAAAAUUAAGCAAUUCAAACGAAAUUACUUUUGUUUAGGAAAAACCCCUAAACGGAACAUCUAAUGCGUCUGAGACUGCUUCGUUUAACUUGUAAAUAUAAACUUCUUCC
This is a messenger RNA of Opisthorchis viverrini, 4551 nucleotides long. RefSeq lists its product as hypothetical. The record is from RefSeq and is a predicted model, not a curated record. Gene Ontology annotation, biological process: homophilic cell-cell adhesion. The transcript is spliced from 5 exons. The coding region runs from base 1 to 4479 and encodes 1492 amino acids. Gene Ontology annotation, cellular component: plasma membrane. NCBI's taxonomy places the organism in Eukaryota, Metazoa, Platyhelminthes, Trematoda, Opisthorchiida, Opisthorchiidae. Gene Ontology annotation, molecular function: calcium ion binding.